CUUGAUAUCCGAGGGUCUUCCCUUCUUCACUGUGACCGUUGGUUUUGAGAAGCCGAUUAUGUUUACGCGGGCCGUGCUGAACGGUCGAUCCCUUCGCCGUUCCGCUGCCCAGCCCAUCAAUACUCAGGAUGCCAUCACGGCUGCAAUCAAGGAUCAAGGGUGGGAAAUCAUCCAGCACUAUGGUAUUGAAAUCGGCCUUUUGGCUAUGGGGGCUUCUUCCGGGGUACAAGGCGGUCUCCAGCAGUUCUGCUUCCUAGCAGCUUGGAUUUGCCUCUUCGAUUGCGUACUUCUUUUUACCUUCUACACUGCAGUUCUCUGUGUUAAACUAGAAAUCACCCGCAUCAAGCAUUACGCAGAUUUCCGCAAAGCUAUGGAAGAAGAAGGCGUCAGCCGCAGCGUCGCAGAGAAUGUCACUUUCAGCACCACCAAGACCAACCCCAGCAUCUUCGGACAGAAGGCCAAGUCCAGCAGCGUACGCAAAUUCAAGAUCCUCAUGGUUGGUGGCUUAGUCCUCAUUAACAUCUUGAACUUGUGGGCUAUUCCCUUCAGGAACUCAGGCCACUUUGCCCUGCCCUCACGUUUUUCCAACAUUAAGUCCGCCUCUGUGGAUCCACUCAACAGCUUAGAUACUGUGUAUAUGCUGGCCCGAACCCAAAACCAGGAGACUGUGGUGGCGAUUAUCCCGCCAAUUACAUACCGGGUGGAAGAUAUCUCUAUUCCAUCGUUGGAUCUUGACGAGCCAAUUGAUUUCCAGCAUAUUAACCAAUUCUUGGGCACCCUCCGCCGCAACACAGUCCUCGAAAGCCUUCUCAAGUGUUUGGAAGACCCGACCAUUAGCAAAUGGAUUAUUGCGGCAUUGAUGUUUAGUAUCAUUCUCAACGGGCAUCUCUUCAAUGCCGCCCGGUGGACCACCAAGGAACCUAAGCCCGCACCCGCCAAGCGUGUAGAGCCAGCGCCAGCACCGAAGGUCUACCCGCCAUUUGAGCCUGACCAAAUCUCAAACCGGACCCUCGAGGAUUGCGAGCUUGUGCUCAAGGAGAAACGUGGCCCCACUCUUACCGAUGAGGAGCUUGUCCACUUAUCCCUUCUCGGAAAGCUUCCCGGCCAUGCCCUAGAAAAGACCAUGGACAAUGAGAGCCUCAUGAGCAAGGUUGAUGCCUUUACCCGAGCCGUGAAGAUUCGCAGAGCAGUUGUCUCCCGAUCUCCCAACACUUCUGCUAUUACCAGCUCCCUUGAAACGUCCAAGCUCCCGUACAAAGGAUAUAACUACACUCUCGUCCAGGGUGCCUGCUGUGAAAAUGUGAUUGGUUACAUGCCGCUUCCUGUUGGUGUUGCCGGACCGUUGAACAUCGAUGGCCGGGACUACUACAUUCCCAUGGCCACUACCGAAGGCACCCUCGUAGCUAGUACUAGCCGUGGUGCAAAGGCAAUUAACGCUGGCGGUGGUGUUGUGACUGUUCUGACUGGUGACGGUAUGACCCGUGGUCCUUGUGUGAGCUUCCCAAGCUUGGCCCGGGCCGGCGUUGCGAAGGCGUGGAUUGACUCCGAAGAGGGACGUAGCAUUCUCACUGCAGCUUUCAACUCUACCAGUCGUUUCGCUCGUCUCCAGACUCUCAGGACCGCGCUCGCGGGGACUUAUCUUUACAUUCGUUUCAAGACUACCACCGGCGACGCCAUGGGCAUGAACAUGAUCUCCAAAGGCUGUGAGAAAGCUCUACAGGCUCUUGCAGACAGUGGCUUCAGCGACAUGGUCGUUAUUUCGCUCUCGGGUAACUACUGCACGGAUAAGAAGCCCGCUGCCAUCAAUUGGAUCGACGGUCGAGGCAAGUCGGUUGUCGCGGAAGCCAUCAUCCCCGGCGAUGUUGUCCAGAACGUGCUCAGGACCGAUGUCGAUGCGAUGGUCGAGCUAAAUAUCAGCAAGAACCUUAUCGGGAGCGCCAUGGCAGGAAGCAUCGGCGGUUUCAACGCCCAUGCGGCCAAUAUUUUAACUGCAAUCUACCUUGCCACCGGCCAGGACCCUGCCCAGAACGUCGAGAGCAGUAAUAUCUUGACCAGCCGCAAUGGUGACCUCCAAAUCGCCGUCUCCAUGCCUUCCAUUGAGGUGGGUACUGUAGGAGGGGGUACGAUCCUCGAGCCACAAGGUGCCAUGCUCGAUCUGCUAGGCAUCCGUGGUUCCCACCCCACUGUCCCGGGAGACAACGCUCGCCAGCUGGCCCGCAUCAUUGCGGCCUCCGUCCUCGCUGCUGAGCUCAAUCUGUGCGCUGCUCUCGCCGCUGGCCACCUGGUUCGCGCCCACAUGGCUCAUAACCGUAGUGGCGCUGCGACACCGAAAUAAACGACAUGACCACUUUUUCCUUUGUUCCUUCUUUGCGCCAUGUGACACAUACGCGCUGAUAUGACUCCCGACACUGGAGUCUCGGUUACUCGACAACACGCCCGUACUGUGUGGAUCUCGACUGCCGGAGGAGACUUUUCGCAGGUAGUGCGCUUGCUGAAC
Molecule: messenger RNA, 2497 nt
Organism: Aspergillus alliaceus
Lineage: Eukaryota; Fungi; Ascomycota; Eurotiomycetes; Eurotiales; Aspergillaceae
Product: hydroxymethylglutaryl-coenzyme A reductase-domain-containing protein
Exons: 2
Coding region: 59-2335 (758 amino acids)
Biological process (GO): ergosterol biosynthetic process; coenzyme A metabolic process; isoprenoid biosynthetic process
Cellular component (GO): peroxisomal membrane; endoplasmic reticulum membrane
Molecular function (GO): hydroxymethylglutaryl-CoA reductase (NADPH) activity; protein binding
Source: RefSeq, a predicted model, not a curated record